This is a messenger RNA of Penicillium riverlandense, 1338 nucleotides long. RefSeq lists its product as uncharacterized. Lineage: Eukaryota; Fungi; Ascomycota; Eurotiomycetes; Eurotiales; Aspergillaceae. The record is from RefSeq and is a predicted model, not a curated record. The coding region runs from base 1 to 1338 and encodes 445 amino acids. The transcript is spliced from 3 exons.
AUGAUUCCGGAGCGCGAGUUUGCCUCCCGAAACCGGGCACGGCAUCAUUCCCCAGAAUCCCCGGAGAGCUUGGACUCGGGUGAGGAUUUCGCCGGCCAAUUUGGCCGCGCGGCUGAUAGAAGGAUAUGGCCAGGGGUGCCACAGGCUCCAGGGUAUGCCCAAAGCUCUUCUUCUGGCCCAUCCUACAGCGCACAUCCGUAUGGCCAUGGCCUAUACGGUCAUCCCGGCCAUCAGUCUGACGAGGUUCUCAGACUCGGCCAGCAGCCGCCCUACGGCUCGUCUGCGUAUGCCUACGGGCCUCAGUUCCAACCACCGUACUCGGCCUCGAUGCAGCCCUUCUACCCCUCAGAUCAACACCAGCACGCCCGACACCACCGCCAGCCGCCGCUGCCGCGCGCCGAUGCAUACAACCCGCUAUCGAUGGUUCCUCCUGGGGGCCCGCCGUUCAACCCCCAAGACCUAAUGCCGUACGGCGCCCCAAAUCACUACUAUCGAGACCCGUUCUCUAUGGUGCCUCACCAAUCGUAUUUCUCCCUGUACCCCCAAGUUCCUACCCCGACUAAGGCCGAAUUAAGCUCCCCCGCCCCGCACCCCGUCGAUGUAUCCAAGGACGAAGCGAUCGCCCGACUGGAGAAGUUGAUUUUGGAUGAUCGAACGGAGCGGGAAGCCCGUGAAGCGGCCAUUGCCCGCGCGCAGGCGGAGAAAGCCGCCCAGGAAGAGCGACUGGCACACGAUCAAAAGAUUGCUGAGCAAGCGGCUUUUUUGGCUAGAGCAGAUGCCGAAAAGAGAGCCGCGGAAGAUGCAGCCAAGCUCAAGGAAGAGGCAGAGAAAGCUGCAGCAUCGGCAGCAUCAACUGCCGCUAAAAAGCCUCCUGCAGAGAAGAAGAAACCCAUCAAAUUCAAGGAUGCCGUGGGAAGGAAGUUCAGUUUUCCCUUCGAGCUAUGCGCCACAUGGCAGGGAAUGGAGGAUCUCAUUCGCCAGGCUUUUCUUCACAUCGAAGUUAUUGGACCUCAUGUUGCCGAGGGACAUUAUGACCUCGUGGGCCCCAACGGUGACAUUAUCCUUCCGCAGGUCUGGGAAACCGUAAUUGAGCCCGACUGGACCAUCACCAUGCACAUGUGGCCAGUCCCCGAGAAGCCCAAAGAUGAGGCGGGAGGAAAGGACGGUGGUGGUGGUGCGGAUGGGAAGAAGAAGGCAGAUCCAGGCAAGAAAGAGAAGGGAGGCCGGCAAAAGAAAUCCGACCCCGGGACCAUCGCCAUGUGGAUGAUGGGUGGUCGCAACCCCACGCGGACCACCAAAGCCCCCAAAGCGGAGAAAAAGCCUGAAGCGACGCAGUAA